GAGGGAGUUCACACAACUUUCAUGUGUUCACACAACUUCAUUUCUCAGCUUUUUCUUUGAAUCACACAUUUUUCUUUGUCUUCUUCAAUCACCCUCUUUGUCCUUCGAAAUGCCACAAACAUCUUCAAUCUCAGUCUCACGAAGAUUUUCUAACAAGGAUCAUAGAGUCAAGAGUACAAGUGCAGAACAAGAGCAGCAAAGCGCAGUGCAGAGAAGGAAAGGUGAUGAUGAUUUGCUAGAUGAACUUCAGGAUAAUCGCAUUCACACCGUCGCCAGAAGGAGAGAUGUUUCCCGGUCACGAUCACCGGCAGUGAAUAAGAUGCAUUUUACUAUUACAUUGCUUGCUGUGUUAUGUCCCUUCACUCUCUGGUGGUUCUCUUUUCCAGGCAACCAAUCUGUGGCAUCAUCAAUAGGUUGCUAUGAGUAUUUCCUCAUGACACUACAAUGGCCCCCCACUGUGUGUAUGAGGUCUCUUUGUGUCAGUGAUAUAAAUCAAACGUUUGGUAUACAUGGCUUGUGGCCAACAAACACAAAAUGGCCAUUUCCUCAAUACUGUUCAAAUGGUUCAUAUCAUGAAAUGCCUAAAAAAUUAAAAGUUGAACUUCACGAACGAUGGCCAAACUUGUUAGAAUGGAAUACGGAUGAAGGUUUUUGGAAAGAUGAGUGGGACAAACAUGGAACUUGUUCCCUUGAUAAAUUUAACCAAACUGAGUACUUCAAAUUGGCAUUGAGUAAAACAAAGAAGUUGGAUUUGCUAAAUCUUCUCAAAAAAGGUGAUAUCAUGCCUAUUCAUUAUAAAAGCUAUAACAUAGUGGAUAUUGUCAAAGCAGUCAGAGAUGGUAUCAAUAAUAAGGAGCCUGGAAUCCUAUGUUAUAAUAAAACUAAAACGUCUCAUUUUCUUCAAGAAAUUAGGGUAUGUUUGGAGGCUAAUGGACAUUCUUACAAAGAUUGUCCCGAAUCAAUUCGGGCACGCAAUUGCAGCAAAGGUAUCAAUAUUACACUGCCGAUUUGAUCAAGUUGGAAGUUCAAGUAUAUGCAUGCUUUUGUUUGAAGAUAUUACUAGUAUCUUUCUUUCAGAAUCUUUCCGUUUUCAUGAACCUUGGAAAAAAUAUUAAUUUCAAUGUUGAAAUUUUUAGAUGCAUAAGGUUUAUUCAUACAAAAAAAAAAAUAUAUGCAAUGUUUUUCUUUUGGACUGAUUAUAUAUGUGGAAUGUUGGUCCACUAAUCCUAGCUCGUUGAAAAAAAUCCUUAAAUUGUUAUAUUGUAUGCCGUGAUUAGAGUUAGAAUCCUGAUUCUAUCGUUUGUUUGAGUGAA
Messenger RNA from Medicago truncatula (barrel medic), 1313 nucleotides. Its product is annotated as ribonuclease S-3. The record is from RefSeq and is a predicted model, not a curated record. The transcript has 2 exons. Gene Ontology annotation, molecular function: ribonuclease T2 activity; RNA binding. Gene Ontology annotation, biological process: RNA catabolic process. Bases 110 to 1012 code for a protein of 300 amino acids. Gene Ontology annotation, cellular component: extracellular region. Lineage: Eukaryota; Viridiplantae; Streptophyta; Magnoliopsida; Fabales; Fabaceae.